AUAUCCAGUUUGACCAGAAAAUAUUAUCAAAAAAUUUCUCCUUUCGGACAAAAGCCUUGAGGAGACAAAAACUGAAUCCUCCGACAUUAAUCCUUUCAAGUGGAUUAAAAAAAUAGAAAAAACAAAUCAAAGAAACGAAAAGAGAAGUUCUGUUUUCUCGAGACCGUGAAUCGUUAUCGAAGAUUUUUGGUAUUUAAAGGAUGAAGAUUCAGUGUAACGUUUGCGAGGCGGCGGAAGCGGCGGUGCUGUGUUGCGCCGAUGAAGCCGCGUUGUGUUUGGCUUGCGAUCAGAAAGUUCACGCCGCCAAUAAACUCGCAGGUAAACACCAGAGAGUCCCUCUCUCUGUCUCUUCCUCUUCCAUACCCAAAUGCGACAUUUGUCAGGAAGCUACUGGAUUCUUCUUUUGUCUGCAAGAUCGAGCUUUGCUAUGUAGGAAAUGUGAUGUUUCAAUCCACACUGUGAAUCCUUACGUUUCAGCUCACCAGCGGUUUCUUCUGACUGGAAUCAGAGUUGGUCUUGAAUCUGCUACGGGCACAGGUCCUUCUACACCAUCCAAUGAUGAUAAAACCAACGAGAUGAAACCUACAUCUGAGCCUCAGAAGAUGAACUUAGAUCAUCAUCAGGUAAUGUUACCGGAAACUAAAGUGAGUGAUCACAUUUCGACAAAGCUUCCUAUUGGAAGCAGUGGAUCAGCUAUUGGAAGCAUCCCUCAGUGGCAAAUAGAUGAGAUUUUCGGUUUAACCGACUUUGAUCAGAGCUAUGAAUACAUGGAGAAUCACGGAUCAUCUAAGGGGGAUACUAGUAGACGAGGAGAUUCAGACAGUUCUUCCAUGAUGCGGUCUGGAGACAAAGAUGGAGAAGAAGAUAACAAUAACAACUGUUUGGGAGGAGGUGAGACAUCAUGGGCGGUUCCACAGAUUCACUCUCCACCAACAGCUUCUGGUCUAAACUGGCCUAGACAUUUUAACCACCACUCAGUGUUUGUUCCGGACAUAUCUUCUUCAACUCCUUAUACCGGUUCAUCUCCUAGGCAGCGGAGACGGUUCAAACAACUGCAACUUACAUAACAGUCAAUGCUUAUGAUUUCUCUCUAGACCCCCUACACUAAAACUAGUCACCAAAAACAUUUAUGUAAUGCAAAAAAUAUUACAGAAAAAAGAAAGAGAGACAAGAAGGAAUGUUUUUGAGAGAAUCACUGUCAACAAACUCUUGUUAUUUUAUUGUUUGUCUUUUGUCACAGUUUCAGAAAUUAAUUAAAUUUAUUUGCAUUUU
Raphanus sativus (radish) is the source of this 1272-nucleotide messenger RNA. Its product is annotated as B-box zinc finger protein 22. The record is from RefSeq and is a predicted model, not a curated record. NCBI's taxonomy places the organism in Eukaryota, Viridiplantae, Streptophyta, Magnoliopsida, Brassicales, Brassicaceae. Bases 201 to 1067 code for a protein of 288 amino acids. Gene Ontology annotation, biological process: photomorphogenesis; regulation of DNA-templated transcription. Gene Ontology annotation, molecular function: zinc ion binding. Gene Ontology annotation, cellular component: nucleus. The transcript has 3 exons.